Messenger RNA from Balaenoptera acutorostrata (minke whale), 4894 nucleotides. It is a transcript of the gene TTYH3, whose product is annotated as tweety family member 3. The transcript has 14 exons. Gene Ontology annotation, cellular component: plasma membrane. The record is from RefSeq and is a predicted model, not a curated record. Gene Ontology annotation, molecular function: intracellularly calcium-gated chloride channel activity; volume-sensitive chloride channel activity. The coding region runs from base 240 to 1814 and encodes 524 amino acids. NCBI's taxonomy places the organism in Eukaryota, Metazoa, Chordata, Mammalia, Artiodactyla, Balaenopteridae.
GGCGGCGGCGGCGGCAGCGGCGGCGAACAAAGAGGCGGCGGGCGCGGGCGGCCGACCGGAGCCGAGCGCAGCCGAGCCGGGCCGAGCCGGGCCGAGCCGGGCCGAGCCGGGCCGGGCCGGACCCAGGAGCGCGCGGGCGAUGCGGGAGGCCAGGCCGGGGUCGGCGGGCCCCUGAUCCCUGCGCCCCAGGCCAGCCAGGGAGCCCCGCGGCGGCCGCGCGCUCCAGCCGCCGGCCCGCCAUGGCCGGGGUCAGCUACGCGGCGCCCUGGUGGGUGAGCCUCCUGCACCGGCUGCCCCACUUCGACCUGCACUGGGAGACCACCAGCAGCCAGUUCCGGCCCGAGGACACCGACUACCAGCAGGCGCUGCUGCUGCUGGGGGCGGCCGCGCUGGCCUGCCUCGCCCUGGACCUCCUCUUCCUGCUCGUCUACUCCUUCUGGCUGUGCUGCCGGCGGCGCAAGAGCGAGGAGCACCUGGACGCCGACUGCUGCUGCACCGCCUGGUGCGUCAUCAUCGCCACUCUGGUCUGCAGCGCCGGUAUCGCCGUGGGGUUCUACGGCAACGGGGAGACCAGUGACGGCAUCCAUCGGGCCACCUACUCGCUCCGCCACGCCAACCGCACGGUGGCGGGGGUCCAGGACCGCGUGUGGGACACCGCAGCUGCCCUGAACCGCUCGGCGGAGCCCAGCUUGCAGAGCCUGGAACGGCAGCUGGCCGCCCGGCCAGAGCCCCUGCGGGCGGUCCAGCGGCUGCAGGGCCUGCUCGAAACGCUGCUGGGCUACACGGCUGCCAUCCCAUUUUGGAGGAACCCAGCCGUGUCUCUGGAGGCGCUGGCCGAGCAAGUGGACCUCUAUGACUGGUACAGGUGGCUUGGCUACUUGGGCCUGCUGCUGCUCGACGUGGCCAUCUGCCUCCUGGUACUGGUCGGCCUCAUCCGCAGCUCCAAGGGGAUCCUGGUCGGGGUCUGCCUGCUGGGGGUCCUGGCCCUGAUCAUCAGCUGGGGCGCACUGGGCUUGGAGCUGGCCGUGUCUGUGGGCUCCAGCGACUUCUGCGUGGACCCCGACACCUACGUGACCAGGAUGGUGGAGGAGCGCUCAGUGCUGAGCGGGGACAUCCUUCAGUACUACCUGGCCUGCUCGCCCCGCGCCGCCAACCCCUUCCAGCAGAAGCUGUCGGGCAGCCACAAGGCUCUGGUGGAGAUGCAGGACGUGGUGGCGGAGCUCCUGAAGAGCGUCCCGCGGGAGCAGCCGGCCGCCAAGGACCCCCUGCUCCGUGUCCAGGAGGUGCUGAAUGGCACGGAGGUGAACCUGCAGCACCUCACCGCCUUGGUGGACUGCCGCAGCCUGCACCUGGACUACAUGCAGGCCCUCACAGGCUUCUGCUAUGAUGGUGUCGAGGGCCUCAUCUACCUGGCUCUCUUCUCCUUUGUCACAGCCCUCAUGUUCAGCUCCAUCGUCUGCAGUGUCCCACACACCUGGCAGCAGAAGAGGGGCCCGGAUGAGGAUGGGGAGGAGGAGGCCGCCCCAGGGCCGAGGCAGGCACACGACAGCCUCUACCGCGUCCACAUGCCCAGCUUGUACAGCUGCGGCAGCAGCUAUGGCAGCGAGACCAGCAUCCCGGCCGCGGCACACACUGUCAGCAACGCCCCGGUCACCGAGUACAUGAGCCAGAAUGCCAAUUUCCAGAAUCCCCGCUGUGAGAACACCCCUCUCAUUGGGCGCGAGUCCCCGCCGCCUUCAUACACUUCCAGCAUGAGAGCCAAGUACCUCGCCACGAGCCAGCCUCGCCCCAACUCCAGCAGCAGCGGGCACUAGACCGCCCGACAGCCACCCGCCCCACGUGCCAAUCGCCCCGCUCCUCCCCGUGCCAGCCUUGCUGCUUACACCCGCGGCUGCCUGCCGCACCCUCCGCACCUACCCCGGGCCUGCUGCCGGCGCCUCUGUGGCCACUCGCCCCUCUCCUCCCCUUCCUGCAGGGGCACGGAGAUGCCUGGCAGGCUCCUGCUGGUGGCGACGCAGGGGCUCUGGGCCCGCACCCUCUCCUCGGGUCACACGCCUGGACACCUGAGGGUGCUGCUAGCGACACCCGGGCCCUCCUGGCCCCCAGCCCCACGCCCCUCUGCCUCCGAGGAUUCGGGGAUUUGCAGAGCCCUGCGCUGGGCCAGAUGCGUCGUGCUGGUGCUGCCCCUGCGGACGCCUGCAGUCUCCUCGGCUGGCAGCCGCCCCGCCCCCCCUCCCCCAGCCCUGACGCUUCUGUGCCUCACCUCUUGGUUCAUAGGCAGCACGCCGCUCCCCUGUGUGCUGGGCAUCUGGAGGGACGGCCGUGCGGACCCACCCGCCUGCUUGUCUCCCACGUGUGGAGACCCCCUUGUGGCGCCUUCACGUGCCUCUGCAGCAUCUAUAACGCCUUCCUUCCCUCGCCCCCCACCCCACCCCAGGCUCUCUACGUCGGGUCCCCACUGUCUCUGCUUCCCUCCCAGCAGCGCUCUCUCCCUCAGCACCCACCCAGCCUGUGGCACCCCGCCCUCCCUGGCGGCAGGAGACAGCAGGUGCCAUGCGGAGCCCAGGCUGCUCAUCGAGUGCUGGCCGCCCUCUUGGUGCCAAGACCCCCUCCCCCACCCCAGAGACUUGACAGCUUCAUCCGGGUCAUUUUUUGCACUAACCACAUUUGUCAUCUCUAGGGCAGGCGGGGUGGCGGGCCGAGUGGCACCCCCUUUGCGGUUCCCUUUCCAUCCAGGACAGGCACAGUGUCCCAGAGCCGGCUGGGGGGCUGGACCCGAGCUGGCUGUGAAUGUGCCCUCGGCCCCUGCUGCCCCUCUUGGGACUAACCACUGACCUCACUCCAGCCUCCGAGAGAGAGCACCCCUGGCCAACCCAAAGCCCGCAAGUGUGACGCCGAGUCCAGGCCGGAGUUGAGUCCCAGGAUAGCCGGCUGGGAGUCGGGCUGGAGAAGGUGUUUCUUCUCGUGGCGCUGCUGGGGGGUGUCGAAGACAGAGGCAGCCCAAGGGCCUGGAGACCCCUCCCUGGGCAGGCGCUGCGCCAGGGGACCGUGUCCUCAGGAAUGAAUGUCCCUUGGGCUGUAGGACUGAGGUCCCUGCGGCCUCAGUCUCUCUACCUGUGAAGUGGGAACAAGGCUUCCCUAAGGUGCUUUUGGCUUAGUGUACAAUGUUUGCUGUGUUUCCUGCCGCAGAUGGGGGUGCUACCCCCAAAUCAAGUUGGGAAGUCCCCUGCCAGUCCCAGCCCUGCCCAGCCAGCCUGAAGCAAGAGAGGCCAGGUGCAGGCUCUGCCCUGUGUCAGUCCAGGGGCAGCAGAGGGCCACUUGGCAGCCACACGAGGGCCCAGGCCGGGGCAGACAGCAGCCGGCCCGGCAGUUUACAGACAUGGGGGGCUCUUUCUCCCAGAGCGGCAGGGCACCCCUUCCCUAGGGUGGCCUGGAAGAGACCACCUUCCUCUGUGAUCCCUUCUUUGUGCUGGUAUCUGGGACCAAAAGCGUGGGUGGGCCUGGGACUAGGUCACGUCUCCCUUGCUCCUGCCCUGGAUGGGGUUGGGGGAGUGAGUGGGGAAACACGGGGGUGCCCCAGGUGGGCCUAAGGGCCCGCAGCCUCGCAUCUGAGCCCUUGCACACGGCCAAACCUCACUGAAAGGCACCUUGUGCUCCAGGCCCCCCGCUGUUCUGGACACGCACGCACGCACACACACACGCACGUGCCACAGCCCAACCGACCAGUUUUUCUCUGGGCUCCACCGCCUGGGCGGAGCAUUCCUGCUCGGCCUCGGAUCAGAGGGGAGGCGCCGGCUGUGCUGCCUAGGGCGCGCUCGGAAGCACAAAAGGCCGCCCGGCCCGCGGGGCCGCCGAAAUGUGAAUGUACAUAGUGUGAGAGCCGGGCGCCGCGCACCUGCGCCGCUCGGGGCCCCUCCGUGCGUGCGUCGUGUGCGUGUCUGCCCGCCCAUCUGUGACUCCGCCCAGUUCCUUCUACUCACUGAGGCGGAAGAAAGGAAAACGGAGGAGGUUAAAAGGGGUGCAAGACCAAGCCUCGGUCCUGGAGGGGGAGCACAUCCCGCCCUUGGUUUUCUUUUUGCUCUUUAAGUUUUCAGGCCGUUUCCUAACCAGUCCCGUCCCGGUGACUUACCCGCAUCUGCUCCCACCCCUGCACCUGUGGUUCUUGCCCCUCGCAGGCCCUGCAGCAUCUUGGGCGGUGGUCCUCUACCACGUGGAUGGGAGGGAGAGGCCCUGAGGCCCCUGACGAGCUAGGCGGGCAGGAGGGGUUUCAGUCCGGUCUCUCGCCGAUGGGGCUCCUUGUGCAGAUGCACGCUCCCCCCAGCUCCCCUGGCCUGGUGCGGUAGGGCCUGAUGGGAAGCCCUGAUCCUAUAUGCCCCUCCACACCCACCCCAUCUCACUAUGCAAUCCCAGUCCAAGCUCCAUUCCCUCCCUACCCCAGGACCCCCGCCCAGCCCGGGAGGGGUGCGUGGGUGGCAGCCCCAAAUGGGGGACGAGCGGGGACCAGGGCCUCUUGUGCGGGCUUUUUUUUUUUUUUUUUUUUUAACCAUAAUGGUUGUGUGCCGCACCACUUUAUAUUUGUUACAUAUAAUAUAUCUCUCAAAGUAAUUUUGUUAAGACUCCCGCUCCCAGGUUUCUCUCCUGGCCCUUGCAUCCCACCCACAAGGUGAUUUAGCGUCCUGAGCGGGGAACUGAGGCCUGAACCGCUUGGCAUUCUCCAACUUCCGUAGGGCCAUGGCUGUAUGUGCUGUCGCUGUGUUUCUGGGUUUUUCUGUUUGUUUUUGUUUUUUUAACUGGGUUUGGGGGUUGAUUUUUAUUUCUCUGGGGGCUUUAUUUUUCUUGGCAAAUACUAAAAAUCUCGUCAAUGUAAUUUCUGUGGUUUCUAUUCAGCUUGGGU